UGCUUUUUUGUCUUUAACGAAAAGAAAAGAAAAAAAAAAUGCAAAAAGAAUUAGUGUCCGGAGCGUUAGCUAUUUUGCUUGCACAUUACAUUUACAAACAAAAGUCAAGUCAAGAGCGUACAAGGAAGUUAAAACCCAAAGAUGAACGAGUGGUUAUAAUCGGGUGUUCGUCGGGUAUUGGAAAAGACUGUGCUCUCAAAUAUGCUUCUCGAGGAGCAAAACUUGUAUUGUUUGCUAGAAGGGAAGAACUAUUGAAGCAAGUAACAAAGGAAUGUGAAGAAGGGGGAUCACCCCAUGUUGAGUACAUUGCGGGCGAUGUCACUAAAGAAAGCGACUUAAAAAAGCUGGCCGAUUUGACGCAAAAUAAAUUACAAGGUGUCGACACAGUUAUAUAUUGUGCUGGUAUGAUAUCAGUCAGGCCCUUUUUAGAAUCUUGUGGCAUUAGCGUUAAGCCCGGUAAUGUUGUCGAGAUCCACCAAGAAAAAAAUGAAGCAGUCAAUUCAGCUUUAUCACACAUCACGACCCUCAAUUACUUUGCAGCCGUCUGGUCAGCCAAAUUAUUUUUACCAUUAUUGAUUGCAAGCUCAGUAGCACCCAAUUACAUUGUCAUAUCAUCCAUGGCGGGAAAGGUUGGAGCUCCAACACGUGCAUUAUAUGCUGGAUCUAAGCAUGCGAUACAUGGAUUUUUCGAUUCGAUUCGUGUUGAAUUAAAACCUCUGAAUGUGCACAUUGGAUUGAUCUGUCCUGGUACAGUAGAUACAGAGCUUCGUCACUCUGCGGUGGAUAAAUCUCUAGGAGAUGGAACGAUAGCCGGAUCAAAAACGAAUAAAUUAUCACCCAAUCAAGUGGCCGAGCGAAUUAUAUUGGCAUCUGAUAACCGAGAAAGGGAAGUAUAUAUACCUUCAUGGUUUGGAUAUGUCGCUAUUUGGGCAAAAUUGAUAGCUAGUCCUAUAGUUGAUUGGGCAGCAGCCAAAAAGUAUAAAAUCUAACAAACAAAUGUUUUUGCUUGAAAGGAACCCCUUUUUUUCUCUCCUAUUUGAGUCGUAUAAAACAUAAUCUUGUUUUCAAUUCUUUCCUUCUUCUUCCUCUUUUUACAUAUAAUAAAAUGCGUAUCUUUUCUUUAAUAUUAA
Messenger RNA from Mucor mucedo, 1130 nucleotides. RefSeq lists its product as uncharacterized. Bases 39 to 989 code for a protein of 316 amino acids. The record is from RefSeq and is a predicted model, not a curated record. NCBI's taxonomy places the organism in Eukaryota, Fungi, Mucoromycota, Mucoromycetes, Mucorales, Mucoraceae. Gene Ontology annotation, molecular function: oxidoreductase activity. The transcript has a single exon.